AUGGCCCGGAGGGACAGCGGGGGGACAGCGGGACAGCGCGGGGACACGGAGCCCGGCACCGGCCCCGGCCCCGGGCGGAGCAGCGCAGCAGCCGCCGCAGAGCCCCGGGAGCGGCGGGGCCCGGCCCGCCCCCGCCGUCAUGUGAGAGCGGCCCGGCCCUCGCUGCCCGGGGAAUCCCGACCGGGACCGGAACGGCACAGGGACAGGGAAUGGGACCGGGAGCGGGACAGGGACAGGGAGCGGGACAGGGAGCGGGAACGGAAUAAGGACCGGGAACGGGACAAGGACUGGGAUCAGGAUAAGGACCGGGACAAUGACAAAGACUGGGACAAGGACUGGGAGCGGGACAAGGAUCGGGAGCAGGACCGGAAUAAGGACCGGGACAAGGAUCGGGAUCGGGACAAGAACCGGGAACGGGACAAGGACCGGGAACAGGACCGGAAUAAGGACCGGGACAAGGAUCGGGAUCGGGACAAGAACCGGGAACGGGACAAGGACCAGGAGCAGGACCGGGACAGGGAUAAGGACCGGGGCCGGGAGCCGCUCCCGCCGGAGCGCACGCACCGCGGCCCCGCAGCGCAGAAAACCCUUUUUUGCUUUUUUUUCUUUCAAUGGAAAAUCCCGCCCCGGCCGACGAGCGGGAGCGGGAAGGAUCCAAGCCCGGGGCUGCCGCUGUCUCUCCUUUCCUACGGACACCUCUUCCCCAGGACAGCGCACACUCUCCUGCUGAGCCCGGGCCCCGGGAUUCAUCCACAGUUUGGAUAGACUCUAAUGCUGCCAGCUUUGGACACAGCACUGCUGAGAGACACCCGGGCUGCUCAGGAAAUUCCAGAAUGAUCACUCAGAGCCCUCAGAACCAUCUCCAGACACCUUUCUUCAAGGAGAUUCAGAAGACUGAAGUAAAAAGCCCCCAAGGAAAUACAUUCCCUGCGUGUCUAGCUAGGAAAAGGAGCAGCAAGGCAGGCAGGCAGCUGGAGGAGCAGCCACUCCAUCCACCCUGAAUUCCAACAGCUCCCACUCUCCUCCAGGAGCCAGAAGUGCCACACAGCAAACCUUGGGGGCAGUGCCACCUCGUGUCAUCACAGUAACUGGAAGUGAGGGGAUUAAAGCUGGUUUUGGUUUGUUCCACGUCCUCUGGAUGCACUAGCUGAAAAGAAGUUUAAUUAAAGCUAUUUUAAUUUAUG
Onychostruthus taczanowskii (white-rumped snowfinch) is the source of this 1184-nucleotide messenger RNA. RefSeq names its product U1 small nuclear ribonucleoprotein 70 kDa-like. NCBI's taxonomy places the organism in Eukaryota, Metazoa, Chordata, Aves, Passeriformes, Passeridae. The coding region runs from base 1 to 765 and encodes 254 amino acids. The transcript has 4 exons. The record is from RefSeq and is a predicted model, not a curated record.